Messenger RNA from Galleria mellonella (greater wax moth), 1733 nucleotides. RefSeq names its product tropomyosin-1 (gene Tm2). Lineage: Eukaryota; Metazoa; Arthropoda; Insecta; Lepidoptera; Pyralidae. Gene Ontology annotation, molecular function: actin filament binding. Gene Ontology annotation, biological process: muscle contraction; actin filament organization. The transcript is spliced from 8 exons. Gene Ontology annotation, cellular component: actin filament. The record is from RefSeq and is a predicted model, not a curated record. The coding region runs from base 178 to 1032 and encodes 284 amino acids.
UACGAUGGCCGAUCGGAAUCCUGGAUUUUUGGCACCGAAAAUAGUCGGGCGGGCGCGCGGUGGAACCGCUAGGGCGGCAGCGCAGUGCGUGUCGCUCCGCCGUGUGAACAGCCCGCUCGUGAGGCCAGUAACUGGCGUAUUUUUUCGACCGGACCGUAAAGUCACAAAGCCGCCACCAUGGACGCCAUCAAGAAGAAAAUGCAGGCGAUGAAGCUGGAGAAGGAUAACGCCAUGGACAAGGCAGACACCUGCGAACAGCAGGCCAGGGAUGCCAACCUCCGUGCUGAGAAGGUCAAUGAGGAAGUCCGUGAACUCCAGAAAAAACUCGCACAAGUGGAAGAGGAUCUCACUCUUAACAAAAACAAACUGGACCAGGCCAACAAAGACUUGGAGGAGAGGGAAAAGCAGCUCGCCGCCACCGAGGCUGAAGUCGCCUCCCUCAACAGGAAAGUCCAACAGAUUGAGGAGGAUUUGGAGAAAUCUGAGGAAAGGUCUGGCACAGCCCAGCAAAAACUUCUUGAAGCCCAGCAGUCGGCUGAUGAGAACAACCGUAUGUGCAAAGUAUUGGAGAACAGAGCCCAGCAGGACGAGGAGCGCAUGGACCAGCUCACAAACCAGCUGAAGGAGGCCCGUCUCCUGGCUGAGGACGCUGACGGCAAAUCUGAUGAGGUUUCACGUAAGCUGGCCUUCGUUGAAGACGAGCUCGAAGUCGCUGAGGAUCGUGUCAAGUCUGGUGACGCUAAGAUCUCAGAACUUGAGGAGGAAUUAAAGGUAGUAGGUAACUCCUUAAAAUCUCUGGAAGUCUCAGAAGAGAAGGCCAAUCAACGUGUUGAAGAAUUCAAGAAACAGCUGAAGACUCUGACUAGCAAAUUGAAGGAAGCUGAAGCUCGUGCUGAGUACGCUGAGAAGACAGUCAAGAAACUGCAGAAGGAAGUCGACAGGCUCGAAGACGCAUUGUUCAACGAGAAGGAGAAAUACAAGGCGAUAUGCGAUGACUUGGACGGCACAUUCGCCGAGCUCACAGGAUACUAACUAACCCAAUAUAAUGCACUUAGUUUAAGACAUUACCGUCCAAUUCACAUGAUCCAUACAGUCCAAUUAAAUCAAAACCUAGCGACCCGAUACGUUUCUCGAAAAGUCCUCAAUGGAAAAUGCGUACAUCCAUGCAUUAGAUAAUUGCUAUGCACAGGCACAGGGGCAUUAGCGAUUUCGUUAUCGGUUACAUCGAGACCUUUAUAAAUUUCUAUAUCUUGCUAACUUACCCUAACCAUUUCAAGGAUAUUUAGGGGAUUGUCGCUACCCGAACUAGAGUUGUAGACACUCUAACUCCUAGAGCAUUUGCUGACAAUCCUUUAGAAAUCCCUAUAGUUAUAAGCCCUGCUUUACGUGUUGUAAUUAACCUGUCUUAUGCUUUGCUGCUACCGUCGAGGACCAAUGCUUCAAAGAUGAGCUGGGAAUUAACAAGGACCGAUACAAGAGCUUGGCCGACGAGAUGGACUCCACAUUCGCUGAGCUGGCUGGAUACUAAACAUCCGCACUCCGUAGCAAACAUACAACAUUCACAAACAUUCUCUACAACACAUACAAGAGUCAUACAACGGCGCGGCGUCGUGGCUGCCCGCUACAGUUACACUACACAUACAACACGAACGUUCAUAUACGUGAUGUAAUGAUAUUUAUUAAUAUUUUAUGUAAAUUUAUUUACGAUUUUCAAUAAAAUAAUUUAUAACAUC